This is a messenger RNA of Marchantia polymorpha subsp. ruderalis, 1409 nucleotides long. The record is from the annotation of a GenBank genome assembly. Lineage: Eukaryota; Viridiplantae; Streptophyta; Marchantiopsida; Marchantiales; Marchantiaceae.
UAAUUUCCUCGCCUGGCUCCUCCUCCUUCUUCGUUCAUGUCAAUGGUUGUGGGGUGGGUGGUUGCCCAUGAGGAUUCUGGAGCACGGGAUUUCUUUUGACCGGUUUGAGAGAUCGGAGCAGGAUCAGGAGCAGGACGAGGAAGAGUCUGGCAAGAUGCGAAGACCUUUCUCCAAUUCCGAAGCCAGUUUCGAAAGCGCUUCUUCUUCGAGUUUGAUUGAUCGAUUGAGGAAGGAGGAGUGACGGGGGCCUUGUACCUGACGGGAAGAGAAAUUAAAGAAAUCGUUCUGAGUGAAACAUUACAGGUUCUUGCGGAUUUUGUGCUCGUGAUUUGUUGUUUUCUUUAGUGGGCUUGUUGAAUGAAGCUGGGUUAGCGCUGAGAGUCCGGCAUUGCUUGAGCCUUGGAAGAGGAGAUGGAGAUGAACACGAUGAGCAGGGAGCAAGAGCAGUAUGAAGGUGAUGCUCGGACUUUGGAGCAGUCGAGCUCGCGGAAGAAGCAUGAUCCCAGGGAAGACAGAGAAGGUCUUCUGGACGUGAUGAAAGAAAUGGUGGCGGAGUUGACGAAGGACGGAAGAUCUCGGAGAUCGAUGCUCUUAGGGUCCCGCGAAGUGGUUCAGCAAAAAGCUCCGCGUCUCAAGCAAGCUGCAAAACAGUCGUCCGAGGACCUCGUGCGCUGGAUUAAUCAAGGUGGCCAGUGGCGCUCGUUCCUGAUUACAGUUACAGGACUUAUCGCGCUUUUGGGAUUAACUGGAGUGGCUGCAUUCUUGGUUUUCUUCGUCAUAGCAACAACAAACACGAUUGUCGUAGCACUACUGGGAUCAAUGGCAGCUGUGGGUGCUUGUGUAGCUGUCUUCUUCGCAGCAUUGACUGCAAUUUACAUUGGUGCCCUUUCAAUCGCGGUGUUUGUCAUAUCGUCCAUCGCCUUCAUGACUAUGUUCGCGGUGGUGACUGCUGCAAGCUGGAUAGCAUUCUGGUGGGCCUCAUGGCAGUUAGUAACAAAAGUUUUCGAUGUUGCCCGGGGAUCUAUUGCCUUGACUGCAUCAUCCUUGCAAGGAGCCACUGCUAAGGGACAUACCAAGAUUGCUGUAAUAGACGGACAACCUCACGUUUUAAAUGCUCUCUAGUUCGUCCAACAAGUUUUGAACGACUUGAUUUCUUAACAGAAAUAAGAAAACAGAUAGCACAGUCUAUGGGAAACGUCAAUCAGAGCUACGUGGAGUUGUCUAUCCAUUAGAGAGCUAGGGAGCUCGAUGGGCUGUUCGUUACUCGAGGGAAUGGUUUCUCCUCAGAUUAGUGAUGUGCACCACCCCUUAAACCAUGGUGAUCUAUAACAAGAAGUCAACAGCUGAGGGUGUCACAUCCUUGUAAAUUUGUAAUCAUAUCGGGAAUAAAACCAAUCGCGCAACCUUGC